CUAUGGAUCUGAAGGAGGAUUCUUAUGUUGUGCUGAAUGAUGGCCACAAAAUGCCAGUGGUUGGGUUUGGUACCUAUGCCCCAGAGAAGUUUGACAAAAGUCUGGCAGAGGAGGCAACAAAGGUAGCAAUUGAAGUUGGAUAUCGUCACAUUGAUUGCGCCUUUAUAUAUGGAAACGAGCAGGAAGUUGGUCGUGCCGUAAAGGAAAAAAUUGCAGAUGGCACAGUGAAGAGGGAUGAUCUGUUCUACACUGGGAAGCUUUGGAGCACCUUUCAAUUACCUUCCAUGGUUCGUCCAGCCCUGGAGCGAUCCCUGAAGGAUCUACAACUGGAUUAUAUGGAUCUCUUUAUCAUCCACACACCUCUUGAGUUCAAGCCUGGAGAUGAUGUAUAUCCAAGGGAUGAAAAUGGACGCUUUAUUUACAACAACACAGACAUUCGAGACACGUGGAAGGCUAUGGAAGAGUGUAAAGCUGCUGGGCUGGUAAGAUCAAUUGGUGUCUCCAACUUUAGCUGCCGGCAGCUGGAAUUGAUUCUGAACAUGCCAGGACUGAAGUACAAACCAGUCUGUAAUCAGGUGGAAUGUCACAUGUAUCUAAAUCAGAGCAAAUUGCUGGCAUUCUGCAAGUCUCAGGAUAUCGUGCUGGUUGCAUAUGCUGUUCUGGGUUCAAGCAGGGAUGAGAAUUGGGUGAAUCAAAAUUCUCCUUUCCUCCUUGAAGAUCCUGUGCUAAACACAAUGGCAAAAAAAUACCACCGUACCCCUGCUCAGGUGGCCAUUCGGCACAUGCUGCAGAGGGGAGUAGUUGUGCUUGCAAAAAGCUUCACUCCUGCCAGGAUCAAAGAAAACUUCCAGGUCUUUGAAUUCCAUUUAGGAGAUGAAGAUAUGAAAACUCUUGAUUCACUCAACACAAAUAGUCCCUAUGUGGAAGUAUUUAGAUUGAAGGAUCACCCUAAAUACUCACCAGAUGAUGAAUACUAGAAGGCUGGAAUUUCAUGCACCUAAAUCUUCAGUUCAUAACCUUGUCUCCCUUCUUACAUAAUUUUAUGUCCCUAAGUAAAUAUUACCAAACUAACCGACUCAUCAGGAAUCUCAUGUUCCUAGCCCCCAUUCUCACUAUCUUUAUACUACCUGUCAUAUGACGUCCUGCAUACGAUAACGAACAAGAAACGUUCAUAACCAGGUUCAGAGCUUUGUGUAAUGAGCCUUGAGUUGGUAUCUCAGUUACUUUUUUUUAAAACAAAGUUCUAUCCAUUUCCUUAUCAAUGCAAUAUGAUCAAAAACAUGAUUUAAAGGGACAUGAAACAAAUUUUUUUCUUUCAUGAUUCUGAUAGAUCAUACAAUUUUAAACAGCUUUCCGUUUUACUUUUAUUAUCUAUUUUGCUCUAUUCUCUUAGUAUCCUUUGCUGAAUGAGCAGUAAUGCACUUCUGGGAGCUAUCCGAAAGCCAAAAACAAGAGGCAUAUAUGUGCAGCC
Molecule: messenger RNA, 1471 nt
Organism: Bombina bombina (fire-bellied toad)
Lineage: Eukaryota; Metazoa; Chordata; Amphibia; Anura; Bombinatoridae
Product: aldo-keto reductase family 1 member C15-like
Exons: 9
Coding region: 3-977 (324 amino acids)
Biological process (GO): steroid metabolic process
Cellular component (GO): cytosol
Molecular function (GO): aldose reductase (NADPH) activity; steroid dehydrogenase activity; ketosteroid monooxygenase activity
Source: RefSeq, a predicted model, not a curated record